Molecule: messenger RNA, 548 nt
Organism: Phytophthora infestans T30-4
Lineage: Eukaryota; Oomycota; Peronosporomycetes; Peronosporales; Peronosporaceae
Exons: 1
Coding region: 36-548 (170 amino acids)
Source: RefSeq, a predicted model, not a curated record
CACCGUCGAGAGGCUGUGCGUCACGACUCUCUCUUAUGGGCGUGGACGCGGAGGCGCUGGCUCAGCUAGCAGCCACAGGACUUGCAGGAAUAUUUGCAGGUGCGUCGAUGUACAUCAGUGUGGCGCAGCACCCGGCGCUCAUGGAGACGGACGCGCUAGCAUUCCAGGCUCCUUUCUUCCGACGAAUGUACUUCUACGCAGCGCGAAUGCAGGGACCUGUAGCUGUAGGCAGUGGCCUCAGUGCGCUACUUGUAGCUUGGCUGCAGAAGCAGCGUGGACCACACGCAGGCAUGCCGCGGCUCUGGCUUAUUAGCGGAUGUCUUAUCGGUGGAGUCGUACCCUUCACUAUGCUCAAGAUGCUGGCGCUAAACGACAAACUCGUGGACUCGAAGCGUUGCGUGCACCGUGGCCAGACAUGGAUGCAAGAGAUGUUGCGGCGAUGGGGGAAACUCCACGCAGUGCGUGCAGGAGCGAGUGUACUGGCAUUCUCCGGGAUGUUGAUAGCGAUGGCUUGCGGCGGCGACAGGACACCGGCCCUCAAGUCAUAG